Vicia faba (fava bean) is the source of this 597-nucleotide messenger RNA. NCBI's taxonomy places the organism in Eukaryota, Viridiplantae, Streptophyta, Magnoliopsida, Fabales, Fabaceae. The record is from the annotation of a GenBank genome assembly.
AUGGCCUCUAAAUUUAUCUCAACAAGUUUGGUUAUAGUCUCCCUUCUAAUGUCUCUAGCCCUACCAUCCACUCUUGGAGGGAUAGAAUGUGAGAAUCUAAGCAUGGAAACAUGUUCAUUUGCUGUUUCAUCUAGCAGCAAAAGGUGUGUCCUCGAGAAACACGUGAAAAGAACUGGAGAAGAAGCAUACACAUGCAGAACAUCAGAGAUAGAAGCUGAUAAACUAAAAGAUCACAUUGAAAGCGACCAAUGCAUCAAAGCUUGUAACUUAGACAGAAAAUCACUUGGGAUUUCAUCAGACUCACUUCUGGAAUCUCGUUUCACAGAGAAGCUAUGUUCUCCACAGUGUUACAAGAGUUGUCCAAAUAUUGUCGAUCUUUACUUCAAUCUUGCAGCUGGUGAAGGUGUGUUUCUUCCUAAGUUGUGUGAGGUGAAUGGUGGAAAUGCUCGUCGUGGAAUGGCGGAAUUGAAAAGCUAUGGUUAUGUGGCACCAGGACCUGUGCAUCCAGUGGAGUUUGCAGCUUCAGCUCCACAGCCAAUAGGGUAUGUGGAGUUUGCAGAUGAACCUGUGGUUGCUCCAUCGUACCCGCCAUACUAA